Messenger RNA from Manihot esculenta (cassava), 1092 nucleotides. RefSeq lists its product as uncharacterized. The transcript has 4 exons. NCBI's taxonomy places the organism in Eukaryota, Viridiplantae, Streptophyta, Magnoliopsida, Malpighiales, Euphorbiaceae. Bases 112 to 849 code for a protein of 245 amino acids. The record is from RefSeq and is a predicted model, not a curated record.
GUCAAAACAAAGUCUGGAAGACGGAGAGUCGGAAAAAGAUAUGCUCUUUAAAUUCGAGGAUUUCUCUUAUGUUCUCUUGUUUGAUUUGAGUAUCUCAAGUAGCUGAUUAGUAUGGGAUCCGGCGGGGGAGAAGAUGCCGAUGAAGUAGAUGUGAAUUUGGCUAAGCGAAGGAAGAGUAGGUGCAUUGCCUAUCAAGAUUUCGAGCUCGAUUAUGGUGGAAAAAUUAGCUAUCUUGAAGGUAAAUCUAAUGAGGAUGUCAAGAAAAUGCUUGAAACUAACUACAUUGAGAUUGAUGAUGAUGAUGAAUUUGAUUCUGAAAGUGGUACAAAGGUAGUAUAUGGAGAGGAUGAGAGUUCAUCAAAGGCUACAAAACAACGUGAUGUAGAGGUUAUAGUUAUAGAUAGCAGCGAGAAGAUUAAGAUUUCUUCUAGAAAUGAUCGCGAUUGGUUUAGGGAGAGGGUUAUAGAGAUUCUGAAAAAGCCUUAUGACCAAAAGGAGUACGACGAACUUUUGGAAGAAGUAGGUCACCGGAGGCCAGUGAUAGAGGACAGAGUUUUGCGAAAUGGAAGGGCUGCGUCAUGCUCAGUGCCAAUUGGCAAAUCAUAUCUUGAUCAGUGCCAGGAUCUAGACAUGAAGAUCAAGUCAGCCGGAUCUGAUAAGCUUAAAAUUUUGAACCUCUUGCGUGGAUUUUUCUUUUGGUUGCAGUGGCACUUUCUGAUCCACCUGGUGGAUGCAUAUUUGAUUCAGUGUGCACCACAUGAAGGAGCUUUUAAACCUUGGAAGGACUCAUCAUGCUUGGAAGUGUUGCCACAAGGAAAUGUUGCCUCCGAUUCACAUGACAUCUCUUAAGAUCUUAAUUAGAAUCUUGCUUGUGAAGUGAAGGUAUGUCCUGGCAGACAAGAUUGUACAUUUAACUUUUGCAUCAGUUGAAGAUGUUGACACAGGAAAGCCAAGUUUUGUGGCUGAUGGUGUUUUGUUGAUGCAACUUUUGUUGAAUUUUGUUGGGGACAGUCUAUUUAAGUUAACUUUAUGUAAUCAGAUCAUGUCACAUCUCACAACCUUAAUAUAUUAUCUAGCUGCUUGGUUUGAAUC